GCGGUUCUUUCGCCAGACUCGUUUGUACGUAUAUACGUAUGUAUAUAUGGUCGCGAUUGGAGAACGAAACCGCGUGAAUCGACCUUUAAAUUUCGAAUCCCCCACACGGUGAACGAGCGAGCGAGUGUUCACCACUCACCGAUUCACUCGGAUUGGAUCGACGAAGCGACGGUGCGUACGUAUCGCGAGACCGUCAGCGUAGGAUCGCCAGUCGGUUCGAAUAAUCGCCUCGUGGCAGGUGAAAAUCGGCGAGAGCAGCUUCGAAAAGAAACUCGAUCGUCUGGUCAUCGCGCGGGGCACGGGUACGCCGCGGGUACGCAAGGCCGCGCCUCGAUCCUCGAUAGAAAAUUUCGCUGCCGAUCGACACGGUGUGGUACGAACUACCCAGGAGACAGCGGGUAAACGUUCUCGUAGCCGUAGCCAUUCGUGAACCACCGCACCGCGUUCACUCGUAUUCAUUUUCUCGGACCGCGGACGCACGUUGCUGGUGCGCUACGAAGGGCGAGACAUGUCUUCGUUCAAGGGUGAUAAAGUCCCAUGUGCUCGGCUCUGUCACGUCGUCAAGUGGGAAGACUUCGACGGUUACGGGUUCAAUUUGCACGCGGAAAAAGGGAAGAACGGGCAGUUCAUCGGCAAAGUGGACGACGGCUCGCCUAGUCAGGCCGCUGGAUUACGGCAGGGUGACCGGAUCGUCGAAGUGAACGAGAUCAACAUCGCCAACGAGACCCACAAGCAGGUCGUCGAACGUAUAAAGGCCUUCCCCAGCGAGACGAAACUCUUAGUGGUCGACCAAGAGGCCGACGAAUAUUUCAGGGCCAACAACAUCGUUAUCAAGGGCACCAUGGCGAACGUCAAGGUGAUCAAGACUCCGGAGAAGAAUCCCAACAGUGUCGAGCAAGAUGAGCUGAACGGCAGCAGUGCCUCCAUUGACGAGAACGCGCAGAAGUCGACUGCUUCGAACGACACGUCGCAGAGCGAGAGCAGCACGGUAUCGAUGAACGCGAGAACGGAGAACGAGAACAAGAGCGAACGCGUGGAGAACGGGAAUGGGAACGGGACCGGGACGAGGAACGACUCCACGGGGCACGUGCAAACUGGAAACGGUAACGUCGAGCCCCGGCAGGGCCUGAACCUGAAGAUGAGCGCCAAAGAACUCAGAGCCCAGCUGGCCGCCCGCAAGAAGUACGACCCGAAGAAGGAAUCGAUCGGUUUCAAGGACAAGUUCGACAUCGUGCAGAAAUUGUAACAGCAUCGAACACCGGUUCGCCGCGCGGUACUCCUCGUACACGUGAAACGUCAUCUGUAGGCACGUACUUGUACGCGUACACGUUCGAGGACUCGAACGCGAGAACGUUCCCCGUUCGUUGCCGAAUCGUUCGAAAACGUGAAGGCAACGUCGAAUUGAUACGCAUUCCAAAUCGAUUGAACGCGGCGAGUCUCUAGUUCCACUGUGAGCUGUACGGUCGGUCAUCCCGCUAGACGGUUUUACCGCGGGCUCCCAAGGACGAUCACGACGACGGGACGCGACGCGAUGCCACGCGGAGAAAGUGUAGGACGUCGUGCCUACCGACUUUUACCAUGUCUCAUCGAGUUUACGAUCAUCGUUGCCGAUCGUUCGGACGAUACGUAAAGAUGCGUGUACGUCAUUUUCGACGUAGAAAGGGAAACCUCGAUGGACCCGAUAAAAACGAUGCGACACAAUUGAAUGGUGUGGGAGUUUUCACGCGCGAGAGAGUCUCAGGACUCGCAGGAAGCCCGAGUUUCGUUGCUAUCCGACUCUGAGUCGACAUUGCUAAAUAUUACGGCAACCUGUUGUGCAAUCCUUCAAUUAUCGUCGUCGUGAUCCUUUUGCGUCGUCGCGUUCCAUACUUUAUGCGAAUACUUGGAAAUUGUCCGUUGUUUUUUUCGCACGAUAUUACCUGCAUACAUAUUAUACAUACAUUCCGUUUCUAUUUCUUUAGCCUUUGAUCAAUUAAACAGCGCGUUCGGUAACACGCGGAAACGCAACGUGCUUCUCCUAAGUUCGCGUCGUUGGCUCACGAUCAGUAAAACUCUGUCGUCGAUCGUUUGCUCGUUCACGAUUUAAUUUUAUCUAAAUGAUGUUUAGUAGGUUUAGGAACGACGAACAAUGAGUUUAUCACGAUUUUCGUACGACGCAGUUUUACGCUCGGAACACGUUUACCGAUCGGAUCGCCUGUUGAAACGAGAUAGGCCGCUUCUACUCCGCGACUUCGACAAGAAUCGUUUCGUCGAAGUCGUUGUUCCGACUUCGAAAUCAAUUUUAUACACGUACGGAUACGUUUCCAUGAACGAACGUUGCUCGGUCGUCACGGAAACGGUUACGUAAUUUAUUUUUUCAUUGUCGGUGAAAUUUUGUUCGUUCGAGCAGCGGUGCACGCGUCGAAUUUUGUAAUCGCGCGUUCCUCGGUCUACCACGUGUCGGACGAACCCGAGUUUUGCGAUUGGUCAAGAGAGAUCGAUUUAUGCUCUGCACCGAACGCGCGCAACACUUGUUUUUUCCCGCCGCGUCGCGACGCUCUUGCGAGGUUCGAUGCACAAGCAUAUUCGUACAUGUAAAUACUAGAUUUCCAUGCAUCAAGGUCGGUGCGAAGAAGAGUAAUUGUUGUCGCGAUAAUUUUAUAAGUACGCGUUCGAGAAUACGACUCGCAAUCGCCUUAUUGCGAAAUUGACGACCGUGUCGACUGCGUCGAGUGUACAUAUAUAAAUUUUCUGGAUGAAUAAAGGAAUAAAAAGAAAAUA
This is a messenger RNA of Ceratina calcarata, 2760 nucleotides long. RefSeq names its product Na(+)/H(+) exchange regulatory cofactor NHE-RF1. Lineage: Eukaryota; Metazoa; Arthropoda; Insecta; Hymenoptera; Apidae. The coding region runs from base 509 to 1246 and encodes 245 amino acids. Gene Ontology annotation, biological process: protein localization to plasma membrane. Gene Ontology annotation, cellular component: apical plasma membrane. The record is from RefSeq and is a predicted model, not a curated record. Gene Ontology annotation, molecular function: protein-membrane adaptor activity; protein binding. The transcript is spliced from 2 exons.